Molecule: messenger RNA, 1911 nt
Organism: Ascochyta rabiei
Lineage: Eukaryota; Fungi; Ascomycota; Dothideomycetes; Pleosporales; Didymellaceae
Product: alpha-actinin
Exons: 4
Coding region: 1-1911 (636 amino acids)
Biological process (GO): muscle cell development; actin cytoskeleton organization
Cellular component (GO): cortical actin cytoskeleton; cell projection; cell junction
Molecular function (GO): calcium ion binding; actin filament binding
Source: RefSeq, a predicted model, not a curated record
AUGGCGCCGCUUGAGCAGCAAUGGGUCAAGGUCCAGCAGAAGACCUUCACCAAGUGGCUGAACAGCAAACUCAAGAUCCGAGAUGUCGAAAUCCAGGACCUGAUCACAGACCUGUCUGAUGGCAUCAGCCUCAUCCACCUCCUCGAGAUCCUCAGCAACGAAUCGCUCGGCCGCUAUGCCUCCCGCCCGAAGCUGCGAGUGCAGAAGUUCGAGAAUGUCAACAAGUCCCUGGACUACAUCCGCAGUCGCGGCAUCCAGAUGACCAACAUCGGCGCAGAAGAUGUGGUAGACGGCAACAGCAAGAUCAUUCUAGGUCUGAUCUGGACGCUCAUUCUGCGCUUCACCAUCAGCGACAUCAACGAAGAGGGUCUGAGUGCAAAGGAAGGUCUGUUGCUAUGGUGUCAGCGCAAGACAGCCUGCUACGACGAGGUGGAAGUGCGCGACUUUUCCACCAGCUGGAACGACGGUCUGGCUUUCUGCGCCCUCCUGGACAUUCACCGCCCCGACUUGAUCGACUACGAUAGUCUCGACAAGAGCGACCACCGCGGCAACAUGCAGCUUGCCUUCGACAUUGCUUCCAAAGAGAUCGGCAUUCCAGACCUGCUCGACGUGGAAGACGUGUGCGAUGUAGCGAAGCCUGACGAACGCUCGCUCAUGACAUACAUUGCUUACUGGUUCCACGCCUUCUCGCAGAUGGAGCGAGUCGAAAACGCAGGCCGACGAGUGGAGAAGUUUGUGCAGAACAUGCAAGGUGCAUGGCAGAUGCAAAACGACUUCGAAGAACGCAUGCGGAAACUUCUCGCAGCAAUUGCCGCGCAGCGAACGCAGUGGGAAGAGGCCAAGUUCGACGGCACAUACACGGACGCCAGAAAUCAGUCGACUGAGUUCACAGCAUGGAAACGCAAGAGCAAGCGCAAUUGGGUCGCAGAGAAGUCGGAUCUGGCUGGGUUGCUGGGAAACAUCAAGACCAAACUGGCAACCUAUCGCUUACGGCCAUACGAUCCUCCAGCGGAGCUGAGCCUGGAAACGUUGGAUACGGCAUGGGCAGGUUUGAUGAAAGCGGAGCGUGACCGCUCACAAAUCAUCAAUGAAACGAUCCGUGACAUCAAAAACGCUCUCCGCAAGUCGUUCGCAGACAAAGCUAACGACUUUGCCCUCGCACUGAACACACUUGGUACAUCCAUAUCAGCGCUAGAGGGCGAAGUUGAGGACCAGCUGGAGCACACUAAAGAGAUCAGCAAAUCCCUCGCGCCAUUGGAUGAAUACUUGAACCUCAUCGCAUCGAUUGACGAACAGUGCGCCGAAGCAAAUAUCGAAGAGAACGACUUCACAACAUACACGUACGAUGAACUGGAGUACGAGCUGAGCCUGGUGCGCAACUCUGUCUCUAAAAAGCUCGCUUUCCUGGAGAAUCAGAUGGUUGCCCGUAACAUGACCAACCUGACCCCGAUACAACUUGAAGAAUUCGAGUCGGUAUUCCGACAUUUCGAUCGUGACUUGUCGAAUUCGCUGGCCGAGCUGGAGUUCUCGGCAGCUCUGGCAAGUCUAGGUCUUGUGUAUGACGACGAAGAGAUGCACCAGAAGUUCCGCGAAACGAGUGGUGGUCGUGACUAUGUCACUUUUGAGCAGUUCAUUCGCUUCAUGGUCGAUGAGACAGAGGAUCAAAACACUGCUGAGCAAGUGUUCGAAUCGUUCAAGGAGGUUGCUGAUGGCAAGCCGUAUGUUACUGAGCUUGAUCUCCGUCACUCUCUCGUCCCUGACGAAGUCAUCGACGACCUUGUUGCCACCAUGCCAGAACACAAAGGUCCGGAUAUGCAAGAGGACCGCGACAUUGCCAAAUACGACUACAUCACGUAUAUGGAGCGGUACAUGGGUGCAAAACGUGAACAGCAGCAGGUAAAUGGUGGAUAG